Messenger RNA from Daldinia caldariorum, 3204 nucleotides. RefSeq lists its product as uncharacterized. The coding region runs from base 1 to 3204 and encodes 1067 amino acids. NCBI's taxonomy places the organism in Eukaryota, Fungi, Ascomycota, Sordariomycetes, Xylariales, Hypoxylaceae. The record is from RefSeq and is a predicted model, not a curated record. Gene Ontology annotation, molecular function: RNA polymerase II cis-regulatory region sequence-specific DNA binding; zinc ion binding; DNA-binding transcription factor activity, RNA polymerase II-specific. Gene Ontology annotation, biological process: regulation of transcription by RNA polymerase II; DNA-templated transcription. Gene Ontology annotation, cellular component: chromatin. The transcript is spliced from 6 exons.
AUGGAUAUGGGCAACGAAGAAGACCCUCAGAUAAAUAAGAACGACGGCGGCUCCAUCCCAUCGGGGCCAUCUAGUAGUCAAGAUCCUUCCCGUGCGGCAACGUCGAGUCAUGAGAAGUACAGAGAUCAAGACGAUAGACUAGCUUCAGCCCCAACCAGACGGCGUGGUCCUACAGGUCGUUCAUCUAAAUCUACAGCUACCGCUUCUUCGCCGUCGACAUCAUCAUCAUCAAUACCAAGGCCGGCGCUUAUGAGCAGGCAGAGCACUACGAGUUCAGAGCUAAUGGAUCCCACUACGUACGGAGGUCACGCCCAAGGCUCGUCAUCAGGAGGAGGAAGUAUGGCGUCUUCCAGUAUGCCUACGAGGCCGAUGGGUAAUAUUCCGGGAGAGGGAGGUAUGCCGGUGAAAUUAACUCCCAUCACCGGCCGUGUCAGCAGAGCGAAGAAAGGCGUUCCGGUUCAUACCUGCGACAUAUGCAAACCGCCCAAGACAUUCACGAGAGCGGAACACCUUAGACGCCACCAAUUGAGCCACAGGACGCCCGGAUUCCCAUGUACUUUUCCCGGUUGUGACAAGGCAUUUCACAGAGCCGACUUGCUCGCUCGCCAUACCCAGAGACAUGACCAUGACGACAAGGCGUCAUCGGGGGGCAUGAGCCGGCCGCCAUCUGCGGGCACGUUGGAGGAUCCAAACUCUGGGCUAAGUUACAUGACCCAUAGUCACUCAUCGAUGGAUGGGGGCCUAGGUUCCCGGCCGGGAAUGCCUGGCCCGUCCGAUAAUUCCUCUGGCACCUCCUAUCCCGGCAGUAUGUCAACGCACUAUCAGAUGAGUGGCCAAGGUAAUACCAGUGGAGGGAACUCCAUGUCCCCGUCACAGCACCCUGGCCGCGGUGAUAGCUAUCAAAAUUCGCCCAACGCUCCAAACCAUACCUAUGUGCUAUCCGGGUUGAUUAACAAUCAGACCCCGAGUAUUGGGGGCUCCCCAAUAGCACCAGGUGCUGAUCGCUUCUUUGGGCUAGACAUCCAACCACGUACAUCUUCUCCCUACCCUACCAUGUUCAUGGACCCUGCGAUCUUACCCCAUACGUUGCCCAGCUUGACAAUACCUGACAACAGUAUUCCUCCAGGUCUUGUUCAUGCUAGUCAUGAUGGUUCGCCUUGGCCAUCUUCUGCUUCAGAAAGUAAUUACUCUACACCCUCAGAUAUCAGCCACAGGAGGAACAUGAACGCCCAAGCGGGAUACGAAUCGCCAAUAUCGUCAGACUGGCCUCUCAGUUAUCACAGCAUGCAAAGCCCAGGCGGCGGCCUCGAGGUUGCCACCACGGCCUCUUUCUUUGGGUCGGCCUUCUCUUCAAUGGCGCCGAACAUGGAUCAAACGCUGAACUUGUCGGUACCAUUUUCAGACGAACAGUCCUUCGUCGAUCAACAAUAUCCAUCCUAUUCUUCAGUUCGUAGUCCGACCCCACCGACUAUCUCACUGUCCGCUCAAUCGAAUGAACAUUUAGUCACCCUUACAGCCCCAUCAAUUCCCGACGCAGCGUCGGCAGGAGCUCGCCAGAAGGGUUCGACGAUGCUCCUGGGACCACUCCAGGGGACAGCCUUUCUAACAGCGAGCGCCCUGCCGCUGCACGUCCGGAACGUCAUCCCGAAGUACCUACAAGCGUACUGGAAGAGCUUCGACACACUCGCUCCAGUGGUUCACCGCAAAAGCGUUGAAACAGCUGCCGACGAGGUUUUGCGUUGCGCCAUGGCUGCCGUGGGCGCGCAGUAUCUCCAAGGCAAGGAUGAUCGUAUAAGAGCAAACGAGUUGCAUGAAUUCGCCUGGAAGGAGGUCAAAACCCGUACGAAGUGGAACCUUCAAGUCAUGCAGACGAUCAUCCUUUGCGAGUUUUACGCACGGUUCCGUGGACGGAGUGUCCUCCGACACCCCUCGGAGUCCUUCCAGUCGCUAUACUCUCGGGAUUCUCUUUUUAGUUUUGUUAUGUCUUCUCCUAAUGGCCGAUGGUAUCCAUACUCAACAUGUUCUUCCUUACAGAUGGCCAACCACCAGAUGCCGGACAAAUUUCUUUUUUCUGCCUCAACACGAAACGAACGAUGGAACGAAUGGAUUGAUAAUGAGUCACGACGACGACUCUUGGCCGCUUGCUUUGUUUUGGAUGCGCACACAUCUUUGUACUAUCAACAGCAUGUAAUACAACAAUUUCCUAUGUCGACAUUCUCUAUCCCCCUAAUUCGACCUACCGAAGAUCUCUGGGCCGCGCCAUCAUCAGAAGCAUGGGAGGCCCUUCUCGAUACGAAACCAGCCAACGCGGGACCUCUAAGUUAUUCUGGUGAACCUCCUACGGCGGAACAGGUGAUGAACGCGCGAUAUCUCGACCGUGCUAUAUUUCUAACCUCGGAGGCUCUUCGCCUGCCUAAGCGAUCUAACCCCUCAGUACUGGACCUUUCGGUGGAAGUUGACUUGACUUGUACCGAGCAAAUGAGUAGACUCUUCCCGGGAUCUGCUGUUGGAAAUACUUAUCUAGCGUUGCACUAUACGCCUCUACAUGACCUGCUCGCAGUUAGCGGCGACACCUGGCUCUUCUCGAGGAAGGUGGCAUCUCCACAAGUCUUUCAACAGCAUAAGAAGCGGUUACAACAAUGGUGCGGUAGCCCCUACGCCGGCGCUGCCGCUGGAUUUGCCGCCAAGGCGCUGCUAGCCUUUCUCGAUGGUACCGAGUCGCGCAAUUAUAAUACACUAAAUACUGCGGUUUCUUCAGAGCUAGAAGAGGAAGAAGAUGCCAUGGACUUGGACAAGAGCUGGAACAUGCUGGAUAUUUCAGAUUACUGGGCGGUACACGUUUGCGCUCUCAUCUGCUGGGCGCUGGGUCACCGGUCGAUGGUCAGGAAUAACGGCGCCUUCUCUGGUUCCGGAUCGGACUGCAGUUCUCCUCGCUACGACCAAAACAACGAUAACAACGGUUCUAAUGCUAAUGCCGGGGAAGCGGAGGAGCGGGAAGCUAUACGGUGGCUGAAAAGGGUAGCCGGGCUGAGUGCCGCGGACUUAGCAGUUGGGGCGCGAAGCCAGAGGGAGUCGAUGGGUGUCAUUAGCAUGGUCCGACGAAGGCUUGAAGACGAGGCCGUCGGUACGAAGAGCCGCCUGUUGGUCGAUGCCGUGGGGACGCUCAAGAAACUCGAGGAACGUGUUGGUUAUAAGUGGUUCUGA